Messenger RNA from Drosophila grimshawi, 1583 nucleotides. RefSeq lists its product as uncharacterized. The transcript is spliced from 2 exons. Lineage: Eukaryota; Metazoa; Arthropoda; Insecta; Diptera; Drosophilidae. The record is from RefSeq and is a predicted model, not a curated record. Bases 64 to 1500 code for a protein of 478 amino acids.
UGAGCCGUGAACCAGACUGCUGGUGCUUCGUUCGAGCUUGUCUAACAGCGUCAGUUAUACGUCAUGCCAGGAUCAGGAUCAGUAUCAGACCGAACAAAUAAUCUGAUGCGUUUUGUUUUGCUCAGCGCAUUGUUGCAAGCGGUUGUAAGUCAACCUUAUCAGACGCCACAUCGCUGCUCAAAUCGGUUGGAGAACGCACUGGAGCAAAUGCGACGUCGCAGUGCUCAGACCAAGGGCUCCUCAUCGCGAGCUCGAUCCCGUUCGAUGUGGGAGCAACCGAUGCAGAGUCCGUAUCAGUUGUACAACAGUUUCUACGGCCAGCACAGUGAGCCAGAGGAUGAUUUCUAUAAUGUGGGCGGCGGCACAGGCUACGGGCGUGGCUAUUAUGCCAAGCUCAUCAGAAGGAAGGGACGUCCAUAUCCGCAGGGAGACACCGGUGCCAGUGGUGUGGGCAGCAGUGCUCUCGAGCUGGAGGAGCUACUCUCCUCACAUCAGCAACAACACCAGCAACAUCAAUACCAGCACAGACAGCCACAUAAAUUGGCAGUGUCUCGAGUUGAGGUUGAGGAUCUUAAGGUGCGUGUGCCGCCGGCAAAGUCCUCGUCCCGUUGGGUGGAAAUCGAUAAGUGUAAGUUCAGCACGGAGAACUCCACGCUGGACACACGGCUUAUAUUCCCAGACCUGACACUCAGCGGUAAGGUCGUCCUGCAGCCUACAGGCGGACGUUGCAACAUGAUAUUGCGCAUGAGGCAUGCAGGAAUUGAGUUCCGUACGGUGCCGCUGGGACCAACUUCAUCCACGGCCCAAUCAUAUGAGCAGUCCCGCAGAUUGGGCACCGCCUCGGUGCGCACGGAUUCACACUUUGCCGAGCCGGGAUUUAUCUCGGUGUUUGCGCACGGCUGCCAAGGCCCGAGUGGCAUCAGAUUACGCCAAAACUCGAAACGGCGAUUUGGCUACGGCGAAGGAACGGCACCUCAGGUGGAACUCGGGGAGCCACAUGUGAUCCUAGGCACCGCCGGCAAGUACCAAAAGCCAGACUACGAUAUUCGCCUGGAUCACACCACUCAGCGAGAUCAGAGUCUAAACUUUGGCAGCAACGAGGGAUUUAGUGAUUCGAAUGAGUUCUUUGAUAUAAACGGCGACAAUUUUUACCGCCGGCGACAAUUUGGCAAAAGUCGUCGCCGACGGCGUCGUAAUGUUCCGCCCAACUACUUCUCGGAUGAGGUACAUUUCAAUGAUGAUGUAUUGCAUUUUGAGGAUGAGCAACUGCAGCAGCUUGUCCAGCCAGAUGCUCGUGCCUUUGCAGAUAUUUUCAGUGGCGCAAGUGCUACUGGUGGCAAUCACGAAGAGCUUGUGGGCGAUGCCAUGUCCAAUGAGCUGGAGAAGCUGUUCUCCAUGGGCGUGCGAGGAUUGCUUACCACCUAUAUGCAGCGAGCCCUGCAGCCGGCGAUAAAGGAGACGCUCAUGGAGAACAUGGGCUACACGCUUAGCUACGGCUGAGAUCUGGGCUAAGGACAGGGCCUCAACUUAUUAUACGAGUAAAUGUAUGUCUGAAUGAAUUAAAGCUUUAAGUACAUAAGAUC